Lynx canadensis (Canada lynx) is the source of this 5905-nucleotide messenger RNA. RefSeq names its product inhibitor of Bruton tyrosine kinase (gene IBTK). The record is from RefSeq and is a predicted model, not a curated record. Gene Ontology annotation, cellular component: cytoplasm; nucleoplasm. Gene Ontology annotation, biological process: negative regulation of protein phosphorylation. Gene Ontology annotation, molecular function: protein tyrosine kinase inhibitor activity; protein kinase binding. Bases 565 to 4554 code for a protein of 1329 amino acids. NCBI's taxonomy places the organism in Eukaryota, Metazoa, Chordata, Mammalia, Carnivora, Felidae. The transcript is spliced from 28 exons.
GCCCCCUUCCCCGUGCCUGUAGUCGCGGCUGUGGUUGCAGUCGCCUCCACAGCUUUCCCGUGCGUGGGGACCAGCCUCCCCCUGGCAUCGUUCGGUUUCUCCUGUUGUCUUCACUAAGGAUGAGUCCCUGCGCUACUGUGUGUCCGUCUCGCGGAGACCACCGGCGUACUUUCAUCUAGCGACUGGUCACCCUUGCAAUUAUGGAUAUUUAAAAGGACCAGACAGUGUGGAGGGGGGAGUUCCCCUCCUCACUCCCCCUUGGUGCUUGACUCCAGGAAUAAUUUAUAAACUGUGGAAAGUUUUUUUUUUUUAAUAAAGAACUUGUAUUUGAUAUAAACUUUAUAGAGCUAUUUAUAAUUUUUUGAUUAAAGUGCCAAAAUAAAUUGUAUAAAGGUAUAUAGUUUUAUACUACCACCGUGAGGGUUUAAAUUAUAAUCCUAAAAGGUCAUUUAUUCUCUAUAAAUCUUUCUGAAUAGCACCGUUUUGUCUUGGCUUUUUCAUUUUUAAAAAUUAGUCUUAACGGACUAUCUUGAACUAAAAUUAAGCAGUCUAAAAACAAUUAGGAUGAAUUCUUCCAUCCCUGACUGUACAUCAAAGUGUCGAUCCCUGAAACAUGCUUUGGAUGUCCUUUCUGUGGUAACAAAGGGGAAUGAAAACCAGAUAAAGGCCUUUCUCUCCAGUUAUUGUUACAAUGCUGCAACUAUCAAAGAUGCCUUUGGCAGAAACGCUCUCCACCUUGUUUCCUCCUGUGGAAAGAAAGGAGUAUUAGAUUGGCUUAUUGAAAAAGGAGUGGAUCUGCUGGUGAAAGACAAGGAAUCAGGAUGGACAGCUUUGCACAGAAGCAUUUUUUAUGGACAUAUUGAUUGUGUUUGGUCUCUGUUGAAGCAUGGUGUUAGUCUGUAUAUUCAAGACAAAGAAGGCUUGUCAGCUUUGGAUCUUGUAAUGAAGGAUAGACCAACUCAUGUAGUAUUCAAAACUACUGAUCCUACAGAUGUCUACACUUGGGGAGAUAAUACAAAUUUCACCCUGGGUCAUGGAAGCCAGAAUAGCAAACACCAUCCAGAAUUGGUGGAUCUGUUCUCCAGGAGUGGGGUUUAUAUCAAGCAGGUGGUGCUUUGUAAAUUUCACUCAGUAUUUCUGUCUCAGAAAGGGCAGGUUUAUACCUGUGGUCAUGGUCCUGGAGGACGUUUAGGCCAUGGAGAUGAACAGACAUGCUUGAUCCCUAGGCUUGUGGAAGGACUGAGUGGUCAUAAUUGUUCCCAGGUGGCAGCUGCAAAGGAUCAUACUGUUGUACUGACUGAAGAUGGAUGUGUUUAUACAUUUGGACUAAAUAUUUUUCAUCAAUUAGGAAUUAUUCCUCCACCUUCCAGUUGCAAUGUACCCAGACAGAUGCAGGCAAAAUAUCUGAAAGGAAGGACAGUCAUUGGAGUAGCAGCAGGCAGGUUUCAUACAGUGCUAUGGACUAGAGAAGCUGUUUACACUAUGGGACUAAAUGGUGGACAACUGGGUUAUUUGCCAGAUCCCAAUGGAGAAAAGUAUGUAACUGCUCCUCGUCAGGUCUCUGCCCUUCAUCAUAAGGAUAUCACUUUGUCUUUGGUUGCUGCAAGUGAUGGGGCCACAGUCUGUGUUACCACGAGGGGAGAUAUUUACUUACUUACAGACUAUCAGUGCAAAAAGAUGGCUUCUAAGCAACUAAACUUGAAAAAAGUUCUUGUUUCUGGGGGGCGUAUGGAAUACAAGGUUGAUCCUGAAAAUUUGAAGGAAAAUGGAGGUCAGAAAAUCUGCAUUCUUGCAAUGGAUGGAGCUGGAAGGGUAUUUUGCUGGAGAUCAGUCAGCAGUUCCCUGAAGCAGUGUCGAUGGGCCUAUCCACGCCAGGUGUUCAUUUCUGAUAUUGCUUUAAACAGAAAAGACAUUUUAUUUGUCACACAGGAUGGAGAAGGAUUUAAAGGGAAGUGGUUUGAAGAAAAAAGAAAGAAUUCUGAAAAGAAAGCAGAGAUUUUAUCAAAUCUUCAUAAUUCCUCAUCAGAUGUGUCUUGUGUCUCUGAUAUAAAUAGUGUGUAUGAAAGAAUUCGACUUGAGAAACUUACUUUUGCCCAUAGAGCUGUUAGUGUCAGCACAGAUCCAAGUGGAUGCAACUUUGCAAUCCUGCAGUCAGAUCCUAAAACAAGCCUUUAUGAAAUUCCAGCUGUAUCUUCAUCAUCCUUUUUUGAAGAGUUUGGCAAACUGUUAAGGGAAACAGAUGAAACGGACAACAUACAUGAUGUGACAUUUCAAGUUGGCAAUAGAAUCUUCCCUGCACAUAAAUAUAUUUUGGCAGUGCAUUCUGACUUUUUUCAAAAAUUGUUUCUUUCAGAUGGGACUACUUUAGACUUUGCAGAUGUUUACCGGAAAGAUGAAGAUUCUGCAGGAUGCCAUCUCUUUGUGAUAGAGAAGGUUCAUCCUGACUUGUUUGAGUACCUUUUACAAUUUAUAUACACAGAUACUUGUGACUUUUUACUUCAUGGCUUCACACCAAGAAUGAACUUAAACAAAAAACCAGAAGAAUAUCAGGGCGCUCUGAAUUCUCAUUCAAAUAAAAUGAAUUGCCAUGAAGAUAAUCAGAAGUCAGCAUUUGAAGUUUACAGAAGUAAUCAAGCUCACACAGUUAAUGAAAAGCAGAAAAGCAAACCUAAAUCUUCCAAUAAAGGGAAAAGUAUUGGGGAAGAUGAUCCUGUAAGAAUGUUGCAAAAUGUUGCAAAGAAAUUUGGUUUCAGUAAUUUGAGUAGUAGGUUAGAUGGAGUCAGAUUUGAAAAUGGAAAAAUUAAUGUUAUUGAGAAGAAAACUGGUAACAAAUCAAAGCUAAAUCAGAAGAAAUGUUCGUUUCUAUGUGAUGUGACCAUGAAAUCAGUGGAUGGAAAGGAAUUUCCUUGUCAUAAGUGUGUUCUUUGUGCCAGACUUGAAUAUUUUCAUAGUAUGCUGAGUAGUUCAUGGAUUGAGGCUUCCACUUGUACAGCUCUGGAAAUGCCAAUACAUUCUGACAUACUGAAAGUUAUUUUGGACUACCUCUAUACUGAUGAAGCUGUGGUGAUAAAAGAAUCUCAAAAUGUGGAUUUUAUUUGUAGUGUUCUUGUGGUGGCUGAUCAGCUUCUCAUAACUCGAUUGAAAGGGAUUUGUGAAGUUGCAUUAACUGAGAAACUUACCCUUAAGAAUGCUGCUAUGUUACUGGAAUUUGCAGCAAUGUACAAUGCUGAACAAUUGAAACUGUCUUGUUUACAGUUUAUAGGACUGAAUAUGGCCGCUUUACUUGAAGCAAGGUCUCUUGAUGUUUUAAGUGAUGGUGUUUUGAAGGAUCUUUCUGUGUUUUAUAGAAAAAUGAUUCCAGCAAUGGAUAGAAGAGUCAUUACACCAUAUCAGGAUGGACCAGAUAUUAGCUAUUUGGAAGUAGAAGAUGGAGAUAUCUUUUUGAAAGAAGACAUAAAUACGGAACAGAAUUAUUCGGAAAGUAUGUUCAAGAAGGCAAAAACAAGAGCAAAAAAGAAGACACGUAAGCGUUCAGAUAGUUCUGGAGGUUAUAACCUUUCAGACGUUAUUCAGAGUCCACCAUCUACAGGAUUAUUAAAAUCUGGUAAGACCAAUUCUGUGGAAUCUCUUCCAGAACUGCUGACAUCAGAUUCUGAAGGAAGCUAUGCAGGAGUGGGUAGUCCUAGAGAUUUACAUUCCCCAGAUUUCACAGCAGGAUUUCAGUCAGAUAAAAUUGAGGGGAAAAUUAAACCAUAUCUUAAUGGUACACCUUCUGCAUAUUCUAGGGAAGAUUUAAAACCAUGGGAAAAAUCACCAAUACUUAACAUAUCUGCUCCACAGACCAUUCCCAGUAACAAAAUUGAUACUACAAGCUCUUCCAGUUGGGUUGCUGGCUCUUUCAGUCCUGUCAGCCCUCCUGUCAUGGAUCUCCGAACCAUCAUGCAAAUUGAAGAAAAUAGACAAAAAUGUGGAGCUACACCAAAGACAAAUUUGGGCAAAAUGAUUUCUCAUGGAGUUAAACUUUCUCAGAAGCAACGAAAAAUGAUUGCAAUGACUACCAAAGAAAAUAAUUCAGGAACAAGUAGCAUGGAAACAGCUUUAACUGCUCCUUCAAAAACUCCGAAACCAGUGAAUGCAUGGGCAUCUUCUCUACAUUCAGUUUCAUCUAAGUCAUUCCGGGAUUUCUUAGUAGAAGAAAAAAAAUCUGUUACUGGUCACAGUUCAGGAGAUCAUGUCAAAAAAGUUUGUUUUAAAGGAAUAGAAAAUUCCCAGUCUCCAAAAGUUGAAAGUCCCUGGCUGUCUUCUUCAUUGACUGCUCCUUCCAUGGUAGCCCCCGUCACUUUUGCAUCUAUUGUAGAAGAAGAACUACAGCAGGAAGCAGCUCUUAUCAGAAGUCGAGAAAAACCCUUGGCUUUGAUUCAGAUCGAGGAGCAUGCGAUACAAGAUCUGUUGGUUUUCUAUGAGGCAUUUGGAAACCCUGAUGAGUUUGUCAUUAUUGAAAGGACACCACAGGGACCAUUAGCAGUACCUAUGUGGAAUAAGCAUGGAUGCUAAUUUGCUGUGGAGUUGAAAUGCAUUUUUUCAGAAAUCAUGAUUGUUAUAAAGAAAAGCUGUGGAAAAGAGUUCUUACAAUUUGGUAACAUCAUUCUAGAUAGAAUAAGAAAGGAUAUAAUUACUGAAGUUUAGGUAUUUAAUGUUUGUAUGAUUAAAAACAAAUGCCACAGAAUUGUGAUUUUAGUAACUUUAUGUAAAAAUGAGAGGAAAAACUUACUGGUUAAGAUUAAGUAGAAUUAUUUCUUCUGAACAAUCUUAAAAAAUACGAGUGAUUGAAGUGUAAAAUUUAAGAGUGAGGCAUUAAAAAUAAGUUUCCAUGAGAAUUUGAGAUAAAUAAGUAGAUUUUGCCAAAUGUCUGUUGUCACUCUUCUUUUUUUAUGUGAUAUUGAUGAGCUUAAAGUAGGAGCAUCAGCCAUUAUUUCUGAUCCAUUAAUGGCCAAAAUUUGUAUUCGCUACAGUAGUUGUUUCCAUUCUUGGGUCUUUUUUGAUCAGGCUAUCAUGUUCUAGGUCUGUUUAAAGCUUAGACUGCUCGAAUGCCAUAGUUUUUCAAUUUGUACAGCACAUUCUGCAUUAAACUACAGAGUCCAGUGAGAAAAGAAUAUGAUUACUAUUCUGAAAUGUAGUCCAAGAUAAUGGUUCCUUUAUAAAAUUUGGAGCCAUUGUGGGUUGUUUUUUGGUGGGGAGGGGAAACCUUAUAAAAGCCUGAUUGUGAGAGAAUCAGUUUCUCAAAAUGUUAAAAUUUUCCAAAAUAAAUGCUUAAUUAUACAUAUAAGAAUUGAAUAGUUUUGAAGACCCUUUACAAUAUUAUAUAAUCAGAAGUUCUCUGAGCCUGAGUUAUAUAAAUAGACAUAAACAUUGUUUCUUUACAGUAUGCUAUUUGUUUUUGAGUGGUUAAAAUUUUUAAAAACAAAUGUUAAAUGUGUGCUCUAGUAAACUAGACAGAUUGGGAAGGUUAAUCUUCUAGUUUCUGAAACAUAAUCGUAGGGGGACAUAGAGGCAAGUCACUGCUGUAAUUCAGUUGAUGGAAAUAUGGCUGAAAUUAACUUAAUACUUGAGAUUUAGCUCACCGAAAACAGUAAAUUUGUAAGCAAAUGUGCAAUAAAAAAUAAUCGAUCUAUUUUACUGCUAAUGUGUCUUUGAUAUACUAUAUUGACAUCUACCAUAGGAGGAAUUAUUAAUUAUUCCACCUGAUAUACAAUAGAUGUAAUAAGUUGAUGUUGUAUAUUCACUCCUUGAUUGCUUAAAAUAAGGCGGUUUUCCUAAGAUGCAUCUGUGAACAGUUUUAUGUUUGACUACAUUGAAAAAAAUGGAUUUUAUAUUGAAGCUGCAGUAAAGAGGCCUUCUGAAGUAA